Messenger RNA from Trichomycterus rosablanca, 4719 nucleotides. RefSeq names its product meningioma 1a (gene mn1a). The coding region runs from base 1 to 3117 and encodes 1038 amino acids. Gene Ontology annotation, biological process: regulation of DNA-templated transcription. NCBI's taxonomy places the organism in Eukaryota, Metazoa, Chordata, Actinopteri, Siluriformes, Trichomycteridae. The transcript has 3 exons. The record is from RefSeq and is a predicted model, not a curated record.
AUGAACACUAACUAUAACAGUCCUGGAUUCGACAUGAAAGCACCGUCGGUGGGUGUGGAGCCGGUUUUGGGCCCUUUGAACGAGCCGCCCAUGCAGGGUCUGGGCUUCGUGUCGGGUAGAGAGCAGUAUGGAUUCCAGCCUCACGGCCAUGGAGAUAUGCUCAAUAUGGGACUACAGCAGCAGCAACAGCACCAGCUCCAUAUGCCGCCGCCUUUCAACAACCAACAGCUUAAUCCUGACCAGCCUUCACACCCCUACCAGGACGGGGUCACCUCCUGCCUGCAUGGGGACAGACACGUCGGCUUUGGUGUCGGCAGCACGGGCCACCAGCACAUGUUCGAGCCAGAAUUCAACCAUUUCACAGAAGCCCAGUCACGAGAAUGUCUCACGCAGCAGCAGAGGCUGGCCGCCAUGCCCGAUUACCAAAUGCACGGCCAUCCUAACGGAAACCAUGCCGUCCCAGCCCCGUGUCUGCCUCUAGACCAGUCGCCGAACCGGGCCGCGUCCUUUCACGGCCUGUCGUCCUCCUCUCCCGAAAGUAACAGGCUGGAGCACUAUCGACUUUUUCAGCAGGGAAGGCCAGGCGGAUCUCAGUACUGUUAUCCGUGUGAUCCUCUCUCUGGCCAUUUUGACAUGCCAGGAUUCUCUACGCCUGACUCCGGUGGGCCCAAAUUGUCCUAUUGUGAAGCAGGGAGCCAGAUGGUGGGGGGUAAUUUCCCCAGCUUCAAUCACGGCGGCUCCCGGGCUCCUAUGAUUGGCGGCUCUAAGGUCGAUCAGCUACCUCAGCAGAACGCUUUUACGGAGAGGUUUGGGAAUAGGGGCAAAAUGGAACCAGGGGUUCCUGCGAGACAUCACCUCAUGGCCCAGCAAAGAACCGGACCCAUGGCUAGACAGAACUCUGGUUCCCCUGUGCUUCCUCGUUUGUACCAUACACCAGAUUUCGUUCCAAACACCCCAGACAUGCAAAACAGCAACGUUGUAGACCACGGACAGCACGGCCAGAUGGAUCAUCCCAUGCGCAGAUUAAACAACCACAACAUGCAUCCCUUCGUGGAGCCUGUGUUUAAUGCCCCUCAGUUUGGACCCCAACCACCCCAUCAGCAGCACCUUAACUCCUUUUCCUAUUUAAAUAUGGCUAAAAGGCCACGGUUUGACGCCCCAAAUGGCUCUGCAGGAGAGAGCUGUCGCCCCCUGAGAAGUGGCUUACAUAAUCGACCGGGCCUUGAGAACCACCUCUCCCCCUCCGCCUUCCCCACUCCCAUGGGGGAGUUCGCGGCUCACGUGACGGACGGUUUUCAAUCGGGACCCCCGUCGCUGAGCUGCGGCCCGCAUCAACAGCAGCCGCUGCCUCGCCAGCAGAACGCGGCCAUGAUGAUCAAACAAAUGGCGUCUAGGAACCAGCAGCAGAGAAUGAGACAAGCUGACAUGCAGCCAAUAAGUCACCACGGGGACGUUACACAAAACGGCAUGGUCCACAGAGGACAGCCGGGAAGCAUGUCUCAUUUGAAUUUUGACAAGAAGCAUAAUUUUCAUGGAAACUUUGAUCCUCAAAGCCACCACCUACCUCACGACAACUCCUGGUUUCCUGACCCACAUCAGCAGUGCAGAGAAGGUAACGUUCACCCGAUGGAGCCGACACAAAACGGACACAGUGACAUGUUCAGACCAGGGGUAGACAUGCAGUCUUUAAAUUCGCCCGGGCCACAGAAUCAGUUCGAGAACAGCAUGAGCAAUCCUCUGCAGGUACAGACAUCUGAUGAUGGACAAGUGCCACCGAGUACACCCAUGGACAGGAGACAGAGUGAAUUUGGAGGGGCAGCUAUGAGACAGCAGCACAGUUUCCCUCCUGGGGGGCCGAAUCAACAGGGAGCUCCUCAAAGCAAUCCCCCUGGCUUUAGUUCCUCACCGGGGAACUAUCCCUCCCAUCCUGAGUACAUCUCCAGCCAGCACCUGUCAGUCAAUAAGCUCGGGGCCCUCUCUUUAGGGAACUUAAACAAAGCCAGUACAAAAGACAGUGUGUUUGGCCAAAGCUGUCUGGCAGCUCUUUCCACUGCCUGCCAGAAUAUGAUUGCCAGUUUAGGGGCCCCAAACCUCAAUGUAACUUUUAAUAAGAAGAGCCAAAAUGAGGCCAAACGCAAACCAGGUCAGGUGGAGAAGGACAUAAAUAGCAAUGGUGGUGGUGUUGGGGCUUGUGGCCCAGGAGCAGAGUAUUUUCAGAGCAAUGGUUCUCAGAAUAAUCAGACGCCUUGCUCUGGGAAUAACAACAAUGCAACAGCAGGUCAGAGCGCUCUGAGCCAGAUGGCAAAAAGGGAAACUGCCACACUCUCCCCAGACAACGCUGUGGAUUCUGGGAAUGAGGGCAAGGGAGCAAUGGGUAAUGGCCGCGGGAGAGGAAAAAGAAGGAGGGACAGCGGGCACAUAAGUCCAGGAAAUUUCUCCCCGUCUUGUAGUAGUAACCCCGUGGUUAGUCCGGGACAGCAAGCAUCUUCUUUGGGCAUGGGAAUCGAGGGCAGAGGAAGGACGCCCGAAAGCGUCCUCGUCUCACCUUCCUUUGGAAAGCCUGACCUUACGACUUCUGUCGAUAGCGGUAUUCAAAGUAUGGGCAAGUCUGAUGGAGUUUCACCAUGUAUGGAUUACCUAGAUGAUGCCAGCCCUAACUAUGGCAAUGAGGAUGCAAGGACCAAUAGAACCAACCUGAAGUGUAGUUCAGAUAACAGGAGUGGCUAUCCUGACACACCUUGCAUGGAACAGGUAAGGACGCCGCUGGACAGCUCGGCCCAGGACGAUGUGCAUCCUCUAGAGAUCCUUCAGGCUCAAAUCCAGCUGCAGAGGCAGCAGUUCAGCAUCUCGGAGGACCAGCCGCUCGGAGGGAAGUCUGGCAAUAAGCCAGACUGCCAGUCUGGACUCAACGGAGACUGUGCCCUGACAAGCUGCAGCCCGGAGCCAGGCAAGGGCUCGGUGAAUACCAUUGACCUUGACUCUCUCAUGACAGAGCAACAUGCCACCUGGUAUGGUCCUAGCAACAAGGCUCUGAUCGAGGACCCUAGGAACGGCAAGUGCAUGGGAUUCUGGGACAGAGCAAGAGGCCAGAGUGACAACAAAGAAGGGCAUGGGUAGAAUCAGUCGUUGGAGGAUCGCUCCUUCCUGUUAACAAGAAGGUGCUGUUCAAGCUUGGUAUGGGAGAGAAGAAGAACCUAAAUGAAGCCAGUGCCUGUCUCCUCACCACACAGGGAGAGUGUGGGGACAUAAAGGAUCCCGCAAAGCUUCUUCUGUCUGUACAAAUUUAAGCACCCAAGAAGCACUCCUCGUAUUCGAGCUGGAAGACCUCCCUGUCCGCUUCUACCUGACAGAUCACCGUGGUGCUAUAUUCCUGUUUCUUUUUCCGCCGAUAAUUGGAUACACGCUCAUCAGGAAGAGCGAGGCCGCCAUCUCACUGUGCGUGUUCGAUGCUGCUAGGAGCCACACACUCUGAGUCUAUUGGAAGACUCCACGAGAAAAGAAAGCGAAGACUAUGUGGUUCGGGAAAGACAAGCACACCGGAUCGGAAUCUUGGACGGCACGGACGGAUUGCUUUUAACAAAUAUGAUUUUUUUUUUUUGCCAUUUGUUCUCUUUUCUAAUUUCAUUUUGAUUACCUCAUUUUUUUAAGACUUGAGUGAGCACCAGAAUAGUCUGAGGUGUUUUGUAAUGUAGGGAUGUUGAUACAUGGUUUCUGGUCACUCUAGAUCAUCCUAUGUCUUGCUGGAUUACUCCCACUUUCCUCUAUUUAUUUGAUUUAUUAGAUCUCUUUCGUUAUUGUGAGCGAUGGGGUAUAUAUUUAAAAAAGCAUUCACCACAGUCCUUCCGUUAAAGAUGGAAACUUAGCCGUGAAUAAAUCUUAUUUUAGUUCCUCAGUUCUUCGGCUUUUUGAUUGGUCCUGGGUACUUGGCUUUUUCUGACUGUGGUGGGUCAACCUUUUGACUUUGAAAGGCCAGUGGGGGGUUCCCUUCACUCCCCCCCCCCCCUUUUUGCUUUUGGAAAUCUGAUAUGUAGGCUGAGCUCAUCCCUUUGUGGCCUGCCUGGCCAGUGUCGGAAUGCUAUUGUUUCAAGCCGAUACUCUUCUCUAUUUGGGUUUUCCCCUUCAUUCGGCCUUCAUUGACAUACUGAGCUUCUCCCUGCUUUUAGACCAACUGCUGCUGAAUAUGUUUGGCCAGACUUGGCAGCCUAUUCAAGCGGGGACAAUAGCCAGUGACAAAAGACUUCUCCUUUUAAGAAAAUAGGUGUCCUUUUGGUCAUUAAAAAGAUCCUCGACCAGUUUAUUGGUGUUUGACAGUGUUUUCGUGCACUACCUCCUUCUCACAAUCAUUAUUUCUUCCACAAUCAUUAGUUUGGUUAUUUUUUUGUUUUGUUUUUCAUUUGCUUUUAAUCAGGAUGCAUCAUUUUCUUCUUGAAUAGGCCCUUAACGUUCAUGUGGAUUUUCACAGCAUGAAUCCCUUUCAUUUUUGAACCGACUUUCAGAUGCGGAAGUGACUUUUUAAACGAAAAGCUGUCGGCAUCGAAAACUAAGAGCUUUUACUGCAAUAUUUACGAAGCUAAGGAUGGUUUUCCUCUAGAAUGUAAAGGUAAUGUAAAUAAAACUGUAUAGCAACUGUAUAAUAUGAAUUCAUUGAAAAAAAUAUGUUGUAAAUCAUUGUUUUCUGCACCUGACACUCGACAAUAUAAAAUGAAUUGAGUGCAUAAA